This is a messenger RNA of Closterium sp. NIES-67, 2920 nucleotides long. The record is from the annotation of a GenBank genome assembly. NCBI's taxonomy places the organism in Eukaryota, Viridiplantae, Streptophyta, Zygnematophyceae, Desmidiales, Closteriaceae.
UAGAUGACGGCAUUCUAAGGCCUACCUCAGUGCGACCUGGUACUCACAGGCAGUAUAGGAUGAAUCUCACGCAUCGUGUCUUCCCGAUUUCGAGAGAGCCACGCCUUUCUUUACUACUGAAGCAAUGCCACGUCACGUGCCGGCUAUCGUGACGAUGCCGCCUCGCGGCUCCGCAUGACCGUCCCAGCAAUGCCCCGCCGCUUCUUCGCCUCUCCCGCGCUUCCCCCAGCCUCCCCCUCCGCGGGAUGCCCCAGCGCUUCCCCCGGCUACUGCCCCGCCGAUGAGGCCAGCUCGGCGCGCAACGCUCCAGGGCACCUUUUCGCUCAACGAACCGCCAGCGGCCACGUGUCAUCGGCUACGUCGAAUGGGCCUGCAGAAUCGUCGUCUCUCAGUGAGACGCGGGGGAAACGCGCGGAGGGGGGAGGCGGAGCAGUGUACGAGCCGUACUGCUCUGACUUCGGGCCGCUCAGCAUGGCAUGCGUGCACCGCUACUGUGACCAGAUGGACCACGCCAUGCAGGAGGCGCGGGGUGAGGGGCGGCGGGUGGUGCACAUCUGCAGCAGCGCGCCGCACAAGAAGGCCAACGCCGCCGUGCUUCUGGCAGCGUACCUCAUCCUGCGCCAUGCCCUGCCAGCCGAUGCCGCCCAUGCUGUGCUGCGGCCGCUGGAGCCCCUGGCGGCCUUCAGAGACGCGUCCAGCGGCGCGUGCACCUUCCACCUCGCCGUGCUCGACUGCUGCAAGGCUCUGGAGCGCGCCCAACGGGUGGGGCUGACGGCGGGGUUCAGUGUGCUUGAGUACGAGCGCCUGGAGCAGGCGGAUCUGACGUGGAUGGUGCCAGGAAGACUGCUGGCGUUCAGCACGCCCGCUGACGACGCUGCCAGUGCCGUGGAGGGCUAUCUAGCACCUGAAGACUAUGUGCAGUACUUCCGCCAGGCGGGGAUAGCAGCCAUCAUCCGCCUCAAUAGGCGUGUGUACGACAAGAGGCGCUUCACCCGCCAUGGCUUUGCGUUCUACGACCUCUACUUCACCGAUGGCGGCGCCCCCUCGGACGGCAUCUUGGAGCGCUUCUUUGCCGUGGUGGAGGGCAGCAACGGACCCGUGGCCAUCCACUGUAAGGCCGGUCUGGGGCGCACGGGCGUGUUGGUGGGGUGCUACCUCAUGAAGCACUGCGGCAUGACGGCCAGGGAGGCCAUCGCAUACACGCGCCUCGUGCGCCCGGGGUCGGUGAUCGGGCAACAGCAGCACUUCCUGGCGCACACGCACCCACGCAUGGCGCGCGCUGGCGACGAUUUUCGGCGCAAAGCACAAGCACAGUCGCACGCGCCUCGCACCCCCGCCACUGCAGUCCCGGACAUGCCUUCCCAGGCAGCAGCAUUUUCCCCCUCAGCAAGCCCUGAGCCUCGCAUGCCAUCCCAUGUGCUCCCUCACGCUCACGGGGUGGGCGCACAUGCGCUGGGCGUGCAGCGCUCCGCCAGCCACACCCCGCCCGCGCGCGUGGGUCGGAAGGUGUACGCGCGCUCAGACGAGCAGGCGGCGGCAGCCGUGGCGGAGCUGCAGUUUGCGCGCCACUCGCGCUCGCUCGCCCGCACCGCCUCCGCCUCCGCCGUGCCAGCAGCGGGCUCUGCCUCGCUGCGGAUGGGAGGGAGCAUGCGCAUGCCAUUCGAGUCACUCUCUUUCACCAUGUCCCCGUCGCUCCCCGCCCCCAUCAGCAAGUCCGUGUCCAUGUCGCCCUACACGCCAUACACGCCCGCGCCUGGCCAUGCGUCCAUGUCACCAUUCGCAAGCGCGCCAUCCCCUGCGCUCCCCCCCGGCAUGGCGUCGCCUGAGCCGCGGCACGUGAGGGCGGCCAGGCGGCUGAGGCUGAGGGGCAUUGCGGUGGAGGUUGAGGCUGCUGUGAGAGAAGCACAAGGUGCAUGCGAGGGAACAAAUUCAAGCGAGGUGGGAGCUGUAAGAGAGUCAGCAGGUGCAUCGAGAGGCGCGGAUGACUCUGGGCAUGCAGCAGUGCAUGCAGCAGUGCAUGCAGGUGGAGCGGAAGGUGCAUCAGGGGCAGCAGAAGGGUCAGCAUCCAACGAAGCAACGGCAUCUGAGCAUGAAGGGCCAGCGGCAGCAGCAGCAGGAGGCGUGGUGGGUGCACAGCGGAAGGGGCAGAGGCGGCUGGUGAGAUGGCUGGGACUGUCAUCCUGCGGGCUGCUGCCAGUGAGGCCAGCAGCACCGUCCCAGCAAUUAGCAUCACCCCCAUCACCCGCGCCGUCCACACCAACAGCAGCUGCAGCUGCAGCAUCCACAGGUGGACCAGCUGUGCCAGCGAAUCCUGACGAUCCAACUCUCCCCACCACAAUAUCCUCCUCCCCCAGCCUAGGAGCAGGUGCGGCAGAUGAGGCAGCCGCAGAGAGCGCACCAGUGGGGAGAGCAGCAGUAGAGGAGGUUGCACGGGGGGCAGAUGUGCGGCAGACACGAGGUUCAACGGCAGCAGAGCCGGCUGCAGGAGGAAGGGCGGGGCACGAUGGCACAGUAAUCAACGAGUACCAACCGCCAGAUGCCGACCUGGCCCCCAGGUUUGGGCGAGCGCAGGUGAACGGGUCGCAGGGUGAAGGGCUUGAGUCAGCAGCAGGAGGGAGCGGCGUGUUUGUGCGCGUGAUCAACGCGGUGGGGCAGCCCAGGAAGGUGGUGGCGCACGCAGCGCGGGGCAGGAGGCAAGUGGCAGGUGCAGGGACAGGGGUGCGAGGGGGAGGGGAGCAUGUGCUGCCUGUUUCGAUGGGUAAGUUUGGAGCUGUGCAGGGGGGCAGGUUCAGGCUUGGAGUGAGGAGAUAAAAUGUAUAACAUCUCACUGUACAUUGUUCGUCAGCCCAUUUCGCAUGAGCUGCCCUCUCUUGCCCUCUUCCACCUGUUGCAUGAGAGCUGGUAUUUACCAGCACAUCUU